This is a messenger RNA of Beta vulgaris subsp. vulgaris (sugar beet), 2186 nucleotides long. RefSeq lists its product as hypothetical. The record is from RefSeq and is a predicted model, not a curated record. Bases 486 to 1877 code for a protein of 463 amino acids. Gene Ontology annotation, cellular component: membrane; Cul4A-RING E3 ubiquitin ligase complex. The transcript has 12 exons. NCBI's taxonomy places the organism in Eukaryota, Viridiplantae, Streptophyta, Magnoliopsida, Caryophyllales, Amaranthaceae. Gene Ontology annotation, biological process: protein ubiquitination.
UUGACAUAAAUAGGGAAGAAGGCAGGAACCACACAACACCCUUUAACCCAGAAAACCAUAGAAGAGUGAUAGAAAGAGAAAUUACAAAAGAGAUUGAAAUCUCCAUUUUCAUUCUCAAGAAACGUGUUUUGACAUUAUUUAACGUGUCAUUUCAAUCCUUUUUUUUUUCUCUAAAAAUUCUCCACCUUUUGAUAAUUUUGUGGUUUUUAGAUCAUAUAAAAUUUAUGUUUUUGUUGUUUUGCUCUUUCAACUUGUCAUCGCAUUUCACUAUUAUUGCUUUGUCAUUUUUUUUGUUUUCAACUACAACGUGUUUGUAUAAAUGCGUGAGUGAAGAGAAGAAAAAGCAAGUGUACAAGUUCCUGGGUUUAGACAGGAACAAGAAAGAGGGAAAAAGAAUUUUGUUUUUUUUUUAGAUUUAAGAUCAAAGAAAUCAAUUUCUAUAUCUGGGUUGAAUUUAUUGUUUGAAAAGAGUGAAUUUUUCAGAGAUGGGUCAAUCUGGGUUGAUGAAUAUAGUUUUAUUUAGCACCAUUUUGGUGGGUUUUUUACUUGUAUUUGUUUCAGCAAAUGAGGAAACUUUGAAAGAAGUAGCAUCAGCUGAGAUUGAAAUGGAAGAAAUUGAGGUCAGCUUGUUGAGAAAGACCAUUAAUUUCUUAUGGCAAAGUGGUCAAAACACUUAUGAACAUGUUUGGCCGGAAUUGGAAUUUGAUUGGAGAAUUGUUGUGGGGUCAUUGAUUGGAUUCUUUGGAGCUUCAUUUGGUAGUGUUGGAGGUGUUGGUGGGGGUGGUAUCUUUGUUCCUAUGCUUACCCUGAUCAUUGGGUUUGAUUCCAAAUCUUCAACAGCCAUAUCAAAGUGUAUGAUUAUGGGUGCAGCAGUUUCAACUGUUUACUAUAACCUUAAGCAAAGGCACCCAACUAUGGACAUGCCAGUUAUUGACUAUGAUUUAGCACUUCUCUUCCAACCAGUGUUGGUGCUUGGAAUCAGUAUUGGUGUUGCCUUUAAUGUUAUUUUUGCAGACUGGAUGAUCACAGUUUUGCUCAUUAUUCUCUUUCUAUUUACAUCCACAAAGGCAUUCCUUAAGGGUGUAGAUGCUUGGAAGAAAGAAACUAUCAUGUUUAAGGAAACUGCUCAACGCUUAUCAAACGGUGAUAGUGGUGAUUACAAAGUUCUUCCUGCUGUUCCUGACAAAAAGGAAGAGGUAUCUAUAAGAGAAAAUGUGCACUGGCCAUCAGUGGGCAUUCUGUUUGCCGUUUGGUUUGCAAUCCUAGGACUCGAAAUUGCUCAGAAAUAUACCACUACUUGUACUGUUUUAUUCUGGGUAACCAACCUAGCACAGAUCCCUAUCGCACUCGGAGCGUCUGGUUACGAGGCGUAUAUGUUGUACACAGGGAAGAGAGUGAUUGCUUCCAGAGGUGAUGCCGCUGGUAACUGGAAAGUGUACCAGCUAGUUCUUUGCUUGUUUACUGGGAUGAGUGCUGGAAUGGUUGGAGGGCUACUUGGUCUUGGUGGUGGUUUCAUUUUAGGCCCUUUGUUCUUGGAGUUGGGCAUCCCUCCUCAGGUAUCAAGUGCUACAGCAACUUUUGCCAUGAUGUUCUCUUCAUCUAUGUCUGUUGUAGAAUACUACCUCCUUAAACGAUUUCCUGUGCCAUAUGCGGCCUACUUUGUUGCUGUUGCUACGUUUGCCGCCUUAGUUGGGCAGAUUCUUGUGAGGAGAUUGAUUGCUAUUAUUGGAAGAGCCUCUCUAAUCAUCUUUAUCUUGGCAUUCACUAUUUUCGUCAGUGCCAUUUCACUUGGUGGUGUAGGCAUCUCAAACAUGGUGUACAAGAUUCAACAACACGAAUACAUGGGAUUCGAUAGCUUGUGCGCAUACGCAGCAUAGAGAAGACAUUUUUGUUUUUUUGGGUUUGUAUCAGUUUGUUUUUUGGGCAAGUAAGUUCUACAGAUAGGAGAGAGUAGUGAAAUGUGAGAGUGGAACCCUCAGUGUGAGGGCGAAAAGUGGUUGGUAUGAGAACGAGUGUUCUGUGUAAUUGUCAAUCGAGCUCCUCCACAUCUUUGCUGCUAAGCUUUUAGCAAAUUUUUUGUGCUCAAGUGCACCUGUAUUUCUUAGCUUAUUAUUGAUUCCAAAUAAUCCACGUUAAAGCUUUAGCUUCUAUUUAUAGCAACAUCAAUGAUGGUAUCUCUUUAUUUC